AUGAACGGGGACCUGAGCCUCUCUCAGGCCCUGGGCGGACUGCGUAUCGCCAACCCCGACGAUGCCGCUGAGCUUGCCUCUGCUUCUGCCUCUGCGUCCGCAUCUGCUCCCGAGCCUACAUCUACUGCUCACAUCACCUCCGUCUCCGCCUCCACAUCGACGUCUGCCCUCGCAUCUACACCUCAACCGACUGAUACAUCCACCACACCCUCGUCCUACGAUGCCAUCCAUCUCGAUCCUAUAGAUCCCGGCGUCGAAUCUCUACUGACCGAUCCUCGAUUCGCCCCGUCUUCUCAAUCCUCCGACGUUACACCAGAACCCAGUCCCGCCGUUGGCCAUUCGCAACAUUCUUCUCGACCCGAGAUAUCGAGGACAUCCAUCUACGGCAUGCCAAACAUGCCCGACUCAAGACCUGGCCCUUCCUACCCGGUUCGGGAGUCCAGCCAGCGAGACCCCCAACGUUCCUACUCGAAUCGACAACCGUCAUCUCUGCCCCCCGGUGGCAGUCCACUCCCACCGCGUAGGAGCUCGAGGGGAAUGGGAGUCGGAUAUGCAUCUGCUCCUGGAGGGUCUCAAUCAAACCAGGGCUAUGCUGGGGACGCACCUGUCCCCACUAGCAGAGAGGACUGGCAAGAACGCGGCGCUGCUGUGGGUGUUCGCAGGGAGGUUGAUGCUAAUGGCCGUACCAUUGUUCGCCAAGUUAAGAAGGGCGUUAGGGACUUUCAAUUUGGUCGAAUCCUUGGUGAAGGCUCAUACAGCACGGUUUACAUGGCCACCGACCGCCAAACACUCAAAGAGUACGCCGUCAAGGUCCUCGAAAAAAGACACAUCAUCAAGGAGAAGAAGAUCAAGUAUGUCAACAUUGAGAAAAACACCCUCAAUCGGCUUACUGAGCAUCCUGGAAUUGUACGACUAUACUACACCUUCCAGGAUGAAACUUCGCUCUACUACGUUCUCGACCUCUGCAAUGGGGGAGAGCUACUAGGUGUGCUAAAAAAGACUGGCACGUUCGAUGUCGAAUGUACCAGAUUCUAUGGUGCCCAGAUUCUCGACGCUAUCGACUACAUGCACUCUCGAGGCGUCAUCCAUCGAGAUCUGAAGCCCGAAAAUGUCCUCCUCGACGACCAGAUGCACGUCAAGAUCACAGACUUUGGUACGGCCAAGCUGCUCAAAGACCCGCGCGAGGAUGCGUCGGCUGUGACCGCCACUGGCGCACCUGACCCAGGUCGAGGAAAAGGAGACGAAGACGACCGCGCAGCAUCCUUCGUCGGGACGGCCGAGUACGUGAGCCCGGAGCUCCUCACACACAAGAACGCCUGCAAGGCUAGUGAUUUGUGGGCUUUUGGCUGCAUCAUCUACCAGCUGCUGGCUGGUAGGCCGCCAUUCAAAGGAGGUAGUGAAUACCUCACCUUCCAGAAGAUUGUCAACCUGGAAUAUGAAUUCCCCACCGGUUUCCCCCCGGCCGCACGAGACCUCGUCGAGCGCUGUCUGGUGCUCGACCCAGCUCGAAGACUGACUAUAGAACACAUCAAGAACCACGAAUUCUUUGACGGACAGCCGUUUGGAAAGGGACUGUGGAGGUCCAAGGCUCCACGGCUGCGCCCGUAUAUACCACCUGCGCAAGAGCCCACCGUAAUCCAGCUCAAUGGCUUUUCUACGACACCCAAACCCAUCUCCAACGCGAGGGCACCUCCUCCACCCCAGACCACCCCCUCGAAUGGGAGCAGCCGACCGUCACGGAUAAUCACUGAGCUACCACCCCCUACACAACUCGAUAUCGAAUGGUCUCCAGUCCUCACCAAGAACAACGAGCGGAUUCUCAAAUUGGGGGAUCUCAUGGUGAUCUCUACACCCCUAUCCUCAAGCCCCCAUGGAAAAGAAUCUGGGGAGGGACACAAGAAGUUGUCACGAUUUUUCAUCGGAACCACGACAAAGAAGCGUCAACGCCUGGUCAUGAUCACAUCGAGUGGUCGAAUUGUGCUUGCACCAGCUGGAGGUGAGGAGAAGCGAGCAAAGCAAGAGCUGUCUUUACUCAGUCCGGAUUGCACAUGGAGAACCCAGAUUGAUGCCAAGGGCCAGACUGUCUGGUGUGUUGAUACGGGUGGUCACCACUAUACAUUUGAGGAGGCCAAAUCCGCCUCACCUCCGCCGGAAGGUGGAUCUGCCGCUGCUGACUGGGUCGAGUGUCUUGAGCGAGCCAGGGACAUGGCCCUGUCUCAGAGCAUGGCAACGAAUUAUGGAGGCGACAACGGAUUUGCCGACAUGUCGUCACAAGUAUCGAGCCCCUCGAGCACACUUGGAGGCCGAGGGAACUACUCCGAGGGCUUCGGCAUGGGUGGUCAAGGACGCAAUCAUUUGAGCAAAAACCAGGCGAGCGGCGAAGAUCCAGCGCCGAAACGUAACCGGUUCAGCAAGAGGCAAUCAAGAAAUGGACUGGGCCCUGCAUUCUGAUGAGGCACUCGAGCAACGAUAGAGUACGGACAGACUUGGCAGGCUUCUGACUGAUUGACUUUUGUCAUCAAUCUCGCUGGACAUUCUGCCACCACCUAUCACAUUCAGUACAGUUCAUGGCAUUGGCAGCGAGGCGCUUUACUGCGGAGUUUUUCUUCUUCUAGGGGGCUGGCGGAUGCAUUUUCGGUGCAUGUUUGUUUUCUAGCGUUUAGGGAUGGACGGUAUAGGCACAACUACGAGAUGGUCACCGUUCAAUGAAUCGCAAAAGCUCAAGCUUCUGGAUCUCUGGGGGUUCAACUCUGUUCCACCUACGAGGGAGACAUGAUGGGGUGGAAGCAACGACAAAAUUGACCUUGUGUCUGCCCUAGCACAAAGGCGUGGAGCAUUUAGGGACAGGAACGGCUUCUGCAAGCUUACAUACAGGUUGUACAUGGCAAGAAGGUGGUUUAGCAUUCUUGGAACCGAUUGAUAGAUGAUAGUAGCAGGCUGGUCUUUGAACCUGGGCAAAGCGGGAGAGCUGGGGAAACAAGGUGUCCACCCCCGACAACUGCCACCGCUCUUGAUGCCUGGGUAUUGAGCUAAGGAGGGAUAAUAACCAACGUAAUAGCUAUAGAUAUGCAGCUGUAGUUGAAAAGAUUCGAUUGAAGUCG
Fusarium vanettenii 77-13-4 is the source of this 3101-nucleotide messenger RNA. RefSeq lists its product as uncharacterized. Lineage: Eukaryota; Fungi; Ascomycota; Sordariomycetes; Hypocreales; Nectriaceae. Gene Ontology annotation, biological process: peptidyl-serine phosphorylation; intracellular signal transduction. The record is from RefSeq and is a predicted model, not a curated record. Bases 1 to 2451 code for a protein of 816 amino acids. Gene Ontology annotation, molecular function: ATP binding; protein serine/threonine kinase activity. The transcript has 2 exons.